Messenger RNA from Syngnathoides biaculeatus (alligator pipefish), 1376 nucleotides. RefSeq names its product transmembrane protein with EGF-like and two follistatin-like domains 2a (gene tmeff2a). The transcript is spliced from 9 exons. The record is from RefSeq and is a predicted model, not a curated record. Lineage: Eukaryota; Metazoa; Chordata; Actinopteri; Syngnathiformes; Syngnathidae. Bases 1 to 855 code for a protein of 284 amino acids. Gene Ontology annotation, molecular function: protein binding.
AUGCCAGCGUUGUCGUUUCACCUUGCCAACGAGGGUAAUUGCAACAAUGACUAUGCUCCAGUUUGCGGCUCCAACAAUCAAAACUACCAGAAUGAGUGUUUUCUGCGUAGAGAUGCCUGCAAGCAGCAGUCUGAAGUACUUAUUCUGUCGGAGGGUGCUUGUCCUGUGGAUGCUGGAUCUGGAUCCGGAGACGAUGGAGGAGAGGGCUCGGCUGAAGCGGGCCAGAAGGAAACAUCCACCUGCGACAUUUGCCAGUUUGGGGCUGAGUGUGACGUGGACGCAGAGGAUGUUUGGUGCGUUUGCAACAUUGACUGUUCCCACAUCAGCUUCAAUCCAGUGUGUGCCUCCGAUGGCCGUUCCUAUGACAACCCCUGCCAGGUGAAGGAGGCCUCCUGUCAGAAGCAAGAGCGCAUUGAGGUCAAACACCUGGGCCACUGCCAAGAUGGAAACAAAGGUGGAGGUGGACAUUUCACUCCCACUGACAUCACUGGAAACGGACAGGCAGAUGGCCUGUACACCCCCUGUCCAGAUCUCUACAAGAAUUAUUGUGUACAUGGAGAGUGUCAGUUUCCCAGCAUACCUGCUCAGCCCUCAUGCAGUUGCCACUCAGGUUUCAGCGGACCCCAGUGUGACACCAAAGAGUACAACGUGCUCUACGUGGUCCCGGGCUCUGGCAAACUGCACUACGUUCUCAUCGCCUCCAUCAUCGGAGCACUGCAGGUGGUCAUCAUCUGUGUGGUGGUGCUCUGCAUUACAAGAAAGUGCCCUCGCUCCAACAGGAUUAACCGGCAGAAGCAAAACAAUGUCCACUUCAGUUCCGAGAACACCAUGCGCGCCUCCACUCGACUUAUCUGAGCUCGGCGGACAGAAUAGCCGUCCAUUUUAUGGAAGGCUCGUCUUCUUAAAUGUCCCCCUCUCCUCCACACUUUGUAGAGCAACCCCCCCCCAAAAAAUGUAGGAUCUGCUUCCCCUUUGUGGCUGGGGCUUCGUUCUCUCUCUGCCGGUCUGAACUUCCAAGAAUCCCGACGGAGCAAAGGCAGAGGCGGCACCCCAGUAACUGUGAGAGUUUACGCACGGAGAAUGUGGACAGCGUCACUUUAAAGGUCUUUCUGUAGAACACCAUGUGAACACAGGGUGAAUUGGUGAGUUGGGGGAGGGGGAGCAGGGGGGUGCUUUGAGAAUACCGAAUGUGAGUAUGUAUGUGUGAGUGUAUAUUAGAUGUGCGAGUUUUGGUAGAUGCGGGUUAGCCAGUGUCUGUCAUUUGUAGGCGAGGGGGCAGAGCAAAUCGGGGGUAGUGCAAAGCAGGGUAAGGAGGCUUUAAUUGAGACUUUUCUUUGUUACCGUUGGGGAGGCAGGGGUGGGGGGGAUUUCGGGGG